AUGAUAAUGAGCAACCAAACUGUCAUCUCCAAGUUUCUCCUCCUGGGCCUACCUAUUCCCCCAGAGCACCAACACCUGUUCUAUGCCCUGUUCCUGGCCAUGUACCUCACCACCGUCCUGGGGAACCUCAUCAUCAUCAUCCUCAUUCUACUGGAUUCCCAUCUCCACACUCCCAUGUACUUGUUUCUCAGCAAUUUAUCCUUCUCUGACCUCUGCUUCUCCUCUGUCACAAUGCCCAAAUUGCUGCAGAACAUGCAGAGUCAGGACCCAUCCAUCUCCUAUGUGGGUUGUCUGACACAAAUGUACUUUUUAAUGGUUUUUGCAGACAUGGAGAACUUCCUUAUUCUGGUCAUGGCCUAUGACCGCUAUGUAGCCAUCUGUUACCCCCUUCAUUACAUCAGCAUCAUGAACCCCAAGCUCUGUGUGUGUCUGCUAGUGCUGACCUGGGUAUUUACCAUGCUUUAUUCCCUGUUACACACUCUACUCUUGGCUAGAUUGUCAUUCUGUGGGGACAACGUGAUACCCCACUUCUUCUGUGACAUAUCUGCCUUGUUCAAGUUGGCCUGCUCUGACACAUAUAUUAAUGAACUAUUGAUAAUUGUCUUGGGAGGGCUCAUUAUUGGCAUCCCGUUCUUACUCAUUGUUGUGUCCUAUGUACGAAUUGUUGGCUCUAUCCUAAAGGUUUCAUCUGCUCGGGUUAUCCACAAGAUCUUCUCCACCUGUGGCUCCCACCUCUCUGUGGUUUCACUGUUCUAUGGGACAAUUAUUGGGCUAUACUUAUGUCCAACAGGUAAUAACUCUACUGUGAAGGAGACUGCCAUGGCCAUGAUGUAUACAGUGGUGGCUCCCAUGCUGAAUCCCUUCAUCUACAGCCUGAGGAACAGAGAUAUGAAAGAUGCCCUGAGAAGGGUCCUUUGCAAGAAGAAAAUCUCUUUAUAA
Molecule: messenger RNA, 939 nt
Organism: Peromyscus leucopus (white-footed mouse)
Lineage: Eukaryota; Metazoa; Chordata; Mammalia; Rodentia; Cricetidae
Product: olfactory receptor 1468-like
Exons: 1
Coding region: 1-939 (312 amino acids)
Biological process (GO): G protein-coupled receptor signaling pathway
Cellular component (GO): membrane
Molecular function (GO): olfactory receptor activity; G protein-coupled receptor activity
Source: RefSeq, a predicted model, not a curated record